GCACCUCAAACCACCAGCCAUGAGAGCUGUUGUGCUUGCACUGACUGUGGCCCUUGUGGCAAGUCAACAGAUCAAUCUUGUUCCAGAGUUUGCCGCUGGUAAGACCUAUGUAUACAAGUAUGAGGGUCUGCUGUUGGGCGGUCUGCCUCAGGAGGGUCUGGGCAAGGCUGGUGUAAAAGUCAGCAGCAAGGUUCUCAUCAGGGCUGAAGCAUCGACCACCUUUCUUCUGAAGCUCCAGGAUCCUCAACUCUUUGAGUAUGCCGGCAUCUGGCCUCGGGAUUCUUUCAGUCCCGCUGCAAAGCUCCUCGCCGCCCUGAACGCUCAGCUUCAAAUUCCCAUCAAAUUUGAGUAUGCUAAUGGUGUGGUUGGUAAGAUUUACGCUCCUGCUGGAGUGUCUGCUACUGUCCUGAACUUGUACAGAGGAAUCCUCAAUAUCCUCCAGCUCAACCUCAAGAACACCCAGAAUGUCUAUGAGAUGCAUGAGGCUGGAACUCAUGGAGUCUGCAAGGCCCACUAUAUGAUCAGUGAAGAUGCAAAGACCAAUCAGAUUGUUGUGAGAAAAUCCAAGGAUUUGACCAACUGCCAUGAGAGGGUCAUCAAGGAUAUCGGUUUGGCUUAUGCUGAGAAGUGUGCUGAAUGCCAGCAGAGGCUUCAGAGUUUGACUGGAACUGCAACUCACACCUACAUCAUGAAGCCAUCUGAUGCUGGAGCUGUGGUCGCUGAGGCUACAGUUGAAGAGCUACACCAGUUCUCACUGUUCAAUACCAUCACUGGAGCAGCCCAGAUGAAAGCCAAGCAAACUCUGACUCUAGCUAUUGCUCCAAUCGGUGGUGAUUAUGCAGCUCGUGGAUCCUUGAAGUACGAGUUUGCCACUGAAAUUCUGCAAACCCCCAUUCAGCUUCUGAAGAUCAACAACGCCGAGGCUCAGAUUGUAGAAGUUUUGAAUCAUCUGGCUACAAACAAUAUGGAUGUGGUUCAUGAAGAUGCUCCACUGAAGUUCCUUCAGCUUACUUUGAAAACUGCGGGUAAAAUAUCAUCACAUUUCUGCAAACCCUACAGACUGCAAAACCACGUGCACGUGAACUGAUGAAGGAGGCCGUUAAAGCCUUGCA
This is a messenger RNA of Astyanax mexicanus (Mexican tetra), 1112 nucleotides long. RefSeq names its product vitellogenin-like. Gene Ontology annotation, molecular function: lipid carrier activity. The record is from RefSeq and is a predicted model, not a curated record. NCBI's taxonomy places the organism in Eukaryota, Metazoa, Chordata, Actinopteri, Characiformes, Acestrorhamphidae. Gene Ontology annotation, biological process: lipid transport.